AUGAAGCAACGAUUGCCUAUUCGUUGGCUUGCACCGGAAGUUUUGAGUUCAGGCACGUACUCAAAGAAAAGCGAUGUCUACUCGUUUGGAAUACUAUUGUGGGAGAUAUACACGGAUGGUCAGACACCGUAUUCGGACAUGAGCGUGGUAGAAGUGACAGCAAGCAAAUACAAUGCGUUGUGUAACGAUAAUUCCGUCUAUGGAUCUCGCGAAAGCUACACUCAAAGAGGUUUUUGGGGAGGUCGGAAGAGAUUGUGCCGUAGAUGCUUGUGCAAAUUUGCUCGUCAACAGCAAUAUUUAUCUUUUGAAAACGGGACAUUUUUAGUUGACUUCCUCGGAAGGUGUCACUCUGUCAAUGUCACAAAUUCAUGA
Cooperia oncophora is the source of this 372-nucleotide messenger RNA. The record is from the annotation of a GenBank genome assembly. NCBI's taxonomy places the organism in Eukaryota, Metazoa, Nematoda, Chromadorea, Rhabditida, Trichostrongylidae.